UACAUUGAAUGUAUCUAAAAUGAAGGUGUCAGUUUUAAUAAGUUUAGUAUGUUUCUUUAUCAAUGUUGUUGGAUUAAUUGAAGGAUUUUCAUAUGGAGGAAGGUUCAAAAGAUCUAACGAGGAAGAGGAAGAAGAGGAAGAGAAUGAUGAUGAUGUUAACAAUUCUAAGCUGACAAAUGGGGAUGACAUGAUUAAUCUGUCUAAGAGUCGAAAACAACGGAGGAAACAUAAGUUUAGAUUGGCAUUGCAAGACAACACAGACCCUUUCUAUUAUGAAAGAUGGCCCAACAACGAGGUGACCUUCUACUUGUCUACGGACAGUAACUAUUAUGGUCUACUUAAUGACCAAGAACAAAAAGAAGUGCAAGAGAACUUGAAGAUUGCAAUGGAAUAUAUAAUGAAUGUCACAAGUGCUAAAGAUCCCAACACAAUGACAGCAGAAGAAUAUGAAAGCGGAAUACACAGAUGUAUCAAUUUCAAACGUGCUCCUUUGUAUGAAGGGAAACUGCAGAUUAGUAUUAUUGAAAACCGCACAUGUCAAGCAGAAGUUGGAUACGUAGACCAGCAGAGGUAUAUGUUCUUGCACAAAGACUGCUUCCCAGCACCUUACCCAAGGGAUGGAGCACUACCAGGUUACUUGAUCCAUGAGCUUUUGCACAUUUUGGGUAUGCUGCAUGAACACAUGAGGCCAGACAGAGAUGACUAUGUAACAAUACUCAGGGAAAACUUGUUUAAUUAUAAUGAUGCAAACUUUGAGAAAAUGAGUCCUUUUAAUGUUGAGUAUCUUAGCCGGCCUUAUGACCAAUAUGAUGAAGGAGGAUACGACUAUUACAGUAUCAUGCACUACUAUAGUUACGCCAAAAGUAAGAACCGCAGACCAACAAUGGAGUUGACAAACCCGCUGAUAAUCCCCGGACAGAGACGUGGCAUGACAUAUAAGGAUGCUAUGAAACUUGCAAGAUACUACAAUUGUCCUGAUCCUUCCUGGGUUUUUGAGUAUGAACAACCAAAACAUUAUAUCGACACACGUGCUAAAAAAGUACCAAGAGAAGAUUGGGACCCAUACUAUGGAAAAGAUAAUAUAGAACUUGAUAGAAAAAUAGACCUCGUUGGAACCCAAGAUAAAGACACUGAAGGUGGAAAUGUUGUAGGAACAGGAGAAAAUACUGGAGAUACUGGGGAAAAUACUGCAGUGGGAACAGGGGAAAAUACUGUAGUGGGAACAGGGGAAAAUACUGGAGAAAAUGAAGAAAAUACUGGAGAAACUGGGGAAAAUACUGUAGUGGGGACAGGGGAAAAUACUGUAGUGGGAACAGGGGAAAAUACAGUAGUGGGAACAGGGGAAAAUACUGGAGAAAAUGAAGAAAAUACUGGAGAAACUGGGGAAAAUACUGGAGUGGGAACAGGGGAAAAUACUGUAGUGGGAACAGGGGAAAAUACUGUAGUGGGAACAGGGGAAAAUACUGGAGAAACUGGGGAAAAUACUGGAGAAAAUGAAGAAAACACUGGAGAAACUGGGGAAAAUACUGUAGUGGGAACAGGGGAAAAUACUAUAGUGGAAACAGGAGAAAAUACUGGAGAAAAUGAAGAAAACACUGGACAAACUGGGGAAAAUACUGUAGUGGGAACAGGUGAAAAUACUGGAGAAACUGGGGAAAAUACAGGAAAGACACUGACAAACAAAGAAAUGUGGCGGUUGAAAAAAUCUCAACUAAAACGUCAAUACAAACAAGCAAAGUCAAAGUCAAGAAAAAAUAAAAAAAAUGGGAAAAGGACCCGUAAAAUAAGAGGCAAAUAG
Owenia fusiformis is the source of this 1798-nucleotide messenger RNA. Lineage: Eukaryota; Metazoa; Annelida; Polychaeta; Sabellida; Oweniidae. The record is from the annotation of a GenBank genome assembly.